AUGAAUCCGGAAGUCACAAAGUAUGUCCAUGCCACGUAUUUCGACUACUUCGGCGUGGAAAAGAUCCGUUCCGGUGUCGAAUAUCUUUGGGGUGACGGAAUGACAUCUUUAGAAGGUGAGAGAUGGGCUUCUCGCCGGAAGCUGAUUAAGCCCGCAUUCGACGUGGUCCACAUCGGAAACCUAGAGAAUCGAAGUCUUGGAAAGCAUGUUGACAGAUUGAUGGAACUGGUACCGCGAGACGGAUCAACGAUAGACUUGAUGCCGCUAUUUAGGCGCUUGAGCCUUGACACAGCCAGUGAAUUUAUCUUUGGAGAGUCUAUGAAUGCUUUGCAAUCCUCAGAUUCGCACAAGGAGUUCUUGAACGCCUAUUUUUAUGCUCAACAAGGAACGCUACCUCGCGUGAUGCUUGGACCCAAACUGCGCUGGCUCCAUCGCGAUCCCAAAUGGUACAGUGACAGCGACACGGUUCUCGGCUUCAUCGAUGAACGAGUCCAAAAAGCCCUGGCCAGACGGGAGAAUGGCGUAGCGGAGGAUGGCCAUGUUCGACUGAUUGAUGAGAUGCUGAAAAUAACUCAAGAUCGCAUCACGGUGCGUUUCCAGGCUCAGAACGUUUUUACUCCAGCACACGAUGGAGCUGCCAUCACCUUGAGCAACGCGUUUUUCCAUCUUUCCAGGAAUCCAAAGGCAUGGGCUACACUUCGAGCAGAAAUCAUGCCUACCAAGGAUUCGGCAAUCACUUACGACUUAUUGAAGACCUAUCAAUACCUCAAGAAUACGAUACGUGAGACCCACCGAGUCUCGCCAAUACAGACAUUUAUCGCCCGCCAAUGCAUCCGUGAGAUCGUUCUGCCGAGCGGUGGCGGCGAGGACGGAACAGAGCCACUUUACCUGAAAGAAGGAGACGUCGUGGAAAUGAAUUUUCGGUCCACGCUCAGAGACAAGGACUUCUGGGGGGAGGAUGCGGAUGAGUUUCGGCCCGAGAGAUGGGAUGACCUGAAGCCAACCUGGGAGUACACCCCUUUUGGUAGUGGCCCUCGCAUAUGUCCCGGGUUUCGUCUUGUUUUCGCAGAGGUUGCAUACACGUUGGUGACAUUUCUGAGGGCAUUCGAGAGGUUGGAAAGUCGUGACGAUAAGCCAUGGACUGAGGAAACGAGGUUUUCCUUCCAGAACUUGAACGGCGCUAAAGUUGCGCUAUUUCCUCCCCAGUCGCCCUGA
Molecule: messenger RNA, 1215 nt
Organism: Neoarthrinium moseri
Lineage: Eukaryota; Fungi; Ascomycota; Sordariomycetes; Amphisphaeriales; Apiosporaceae
Exons: 2
Coding region: 1-1215 (404 amino acids)
Molecular function (GO): heme binding; oxidoreductase activity, acting on paired donors, with incorporation or reduction of molecular oxygen, reduced flavin or flavoprotein as one donor, and incorporation of one atom of oxygen; iron ion binding
Source: RefSeq, a predicted model, not a curated record